Manduca sexta (tobacco hornworm) is the source of this 1306-nucleotide messenger RNA. RefSeq lists its product as uncharacterized. The record is from RefSeq and is a predicted model, not a curated record. The annotation marks the transcript as partial. The transcript has a single exon. Lineage: Eukaryota; Metazoa; Arthropoda; Insecta; Lepidoptera; Sphingidae.
AUGAAAACUUCUUGCCCCGUAACAUGUCGGAAAAAAUGCAGUGAAAAAUUAACAGAAGAUAUUCGGCAAAGAAUUUUUGAUAUGUUUUGGAGUAUUGGAGACCACUCAAGACAAUGGGAUUUUCUGGCAAGGUAUGCUGUAAGAGCAGAAAAAAAAAGAUUUACAGUGGAAAAAGAAAAUUCAAAACGUCUUCACACUAUAUCUUAUUUCCUUCCAAGGAGUCAAGGAGAUAAUAUUGAGACUACAAAAAUAUCGGUGUGCAAAACUAUGUUCUUGAGAACCCUUUCUAUUAGUUUUAAUUUUGUUUAUACAGCUUUAGAAAAGUCCGAUAAAGGAAAUGGAUUUAUUGAAACGGACCAGCGUGGUAAACAUAUUAAUCACCCAAAAAUUAUCAAUGAAGAUAUCGUACGCAGUGUUAUAGAUCACGUUGAAGCAUUUUCCCCUGUAGAAUCACAUUACACUCGCAAAAAAUCAAGUAAAAAAUAUCUUGAGGGGUCUUUAUCCUUCCCAAAAAUGUUUAAGUUAUAUAACGAAUGGUUUGAUCCUAAUAAAUACUCUUCUAAAGCGACUACCGUGAGGCAAUACCGAGAUAUCAUUAAUAAAAAUAUCAAUAUAGGUUUUCAUAAACCCAAAAAAGAUAUUUGUGAACAAUGCCACAUUUAUGAAAAUAACAAGCAAGUUACACAGUCAGAUAAAGAGAAGCAUGAAGAGCAUUUAAAAGAAAAAGAGAAAGCUAGAAAAAUGAAAACAAAAGAUAAGGAAUUAGCGUUACAAAAUAAUGAAAUCCUUACAGCAGCAUUUGAUCUCCAGAAGUGCCUUAAUGUACCUCACGGGAACGUGAGUACUUUUUAUUAUAAACGGAAACUUUCUUUGUAUAAUUUCACGAUAUUCAAUAUGGGAUCACACCAAGGUUAUUGUUUUUCAUGGCAUCAACAGACAGCAAAGAGAGGUGCAAAUGAAAUUUCCAGCUGUGUUUUUAAGUUUAUAGAGGAUACAGUAGGUGAAGGUGUCAAAGAUUACCGGUUCUGGUCAGACAACUGUGGAGGCCAAAAUAGAAACAGAAUUGUGUUCUUAAUGUAUAUGUUAGCUAGUUUGAAGUUUAAUAUAGAUAUUAGCCAUCGCUUUUUAAUAGUUGGUCACACACAAAAUGAAGGUGACAGUAUGCACGCUUUAAUUGAAAGACAGACAAAAGAUAAAUUGCUGUAUACGCCUGAUCAAUGGUAUACAGCUUUUAGAUUUGCCAAAUCCGAUGAUAAGCCAUACAAAGUUAUCGAAGUGUCUCAGGAUUUAAUAAAGGACUUUAAAU